Molecule: messenger RNA, 1517 nt
Organism: Monascus purpureus
Lineage: Eukaryota; Fungi; Ascomycota; Eurotiomycetes; Eurotiales; Aspergillaceae
Source: the annotation of a GenBank genome assembly
CAGACAUCUACCAUAUGCCCAUCGUCUCUCUAUUAUCUGCACAAGGAUGAGGGGUUCUCCGAAACCGCACCGUAAGAGGCCAAUCGCAGUCGCCACCAUUGCAUUUGUCAUAUCCAUCGAUUAUCAAGCGUCAUUCAGACAUUUUCGGAGUCAAAUAUCUCCCCAGUGAACAACUCCUCACCUUCUUCUGUUCACUUAGAAGAGAGAAGAGAUUUCUGCGUCUACUUAUUCUCUGACUACGGCAGUGCAACCCGAAUAUAGAACUGCAUUUGCCAAAAUGUCGCCUUCGUUGCUGGAACCACCGGCACAAGUUCCAGUGCCAUCCAAGGCGCCUCCCAAUCUCGUCGCUCCUGAGCCAGAACACUGCCCUGGACCCGAGUCUGAACAGGCUGGAAAAGGCGAUGCCUGUGCCGGUUGUCCCAACCAAGCCAUUUGCGCCUCCGCUCCCAAGGGACCCGAUCCGGACAUUCCCCUCAUCACAGAACGUCUGUCUCAAGUGCGGCACAAGAUUCUAGUUCUCUCCGGAAAAGGUGGUGUUGGCAAAUCGACUUUCUCAACCCUCCUCGCACACGGGUUUGCGUCAAACCCCGACUCGACAGUCGGCAUCAUGGACACAGAUAUCUGCGGGCCGUCGAUUCCUAAGAUGAUGGGUGUGGAGACUGAAACGAUUCAUGUGAGCAACUCGGGCUGGAGCCCCGUCUGGGUGACGGACAACUUGGGCGCAAUGAGCGUGCAGUUCAUGCUGCCCAAUCGGGAUGAUGCUGUAAUCUGGAGGGGUCCGAAGAAGAACGGGCUCAUCAAGCAGUUUCUCAAGGACGUUGAUUGGGGCGAGCUGGAUUUCUUGGUUGUGGAUACCCCCCCCGGGACAUCAGAUGAACAUCUGUCAGUCAACUCAUUGCUGAAGGAAUCCGGGGUAGAUGGUGCCGUAUUGGUGACCACUCCGCAAGAGGUGUCACUGCUGGAUGUUCGGAAGGAAAUCGACUUCUGUCGCAAAGCCGGAAUCCGGAUCCUGGGGCUGGUGGAAAACAUGUCGGGAUUCGUCUGCCCAAGUUGCACCAACGAGUCUCAGAUCUUUCGAGCUACGACGGGAGGUGGCAGGCGACUUUGCAAGAAGAUGGGUAUUCCAUUCUUGGGCGCAGUGCCAUUAGAUCCCAGAGUCGGCAUGGCCUGCGACUACGGCGAAAGCUUCGUGGACAGUUUCCCCGACAGCCCAGCGUCCAAGGCGAUCCGGCAGGUGGUCCGAUCUGUUAGCCAGUUCAUUGGAGAGGACCCGGACCAUGUCCUCCCAGAAGACGCGGCCGAGUGAUGUCGGUUCGGUUCUUUUGAAAAAUUCCUUUGUUUCUAUACAGCGCGUCAUUUGGAAAGCGAUUCAACGGUGUUCAUGAGUCUCAUGCUUAGUGUUCUUUUCUGUUGGCGUUGUGGGCGAAUAGCAGCAUUAUGGACUUUUUUGAUACCAAAGAUCUAGAUAGAUAUUCUAUACAUACUACUGAUGUUUUUUCUGUCAACGAUGAUCCCAC